GUUUCAGUAUUAUGCGUUCCUCACAACCUCCAACCAUGUCUGAUUCUUCUUCUUCUUCUUUUCCUGCUUCUCCUCCUCCUUCUUCAUCUUCUUCUCCUCUUUGGUUACUAUCCUACAUAAAGCUUCACUUCUUUGCUAGAAUCCGGCGGUUCAUCCGAUCGAAAGCUGCUCGCAAGCGAUGCGCGUCGUCGUCGGGGGGAUUCGAUAUGGCGAGCAUCAGAGGUGUUGAAAACGAAGUAGCACAGGUUUUAGUGAGGGAGGGUGAAAAUGACUCGACCGUGCUACAGAGGUCGGUGAAGAAGCUUCACUUUGGGAGUUGGGAAGAGAAAGAGAAGGCAGCCAAGGAGAUUGCGAGACUUGUCAGAGAAGAAGGGAAGACAAGGAAGUUGAUGGCGCAGCUAGGGGUAAUACCGGCGUUGGUGGCCAUGGUGGCUUCGGAGGUGCCGGGCCGGCGGCGUGCGGCGCUGACGGCUUUGAUUGAGCUCGCUAAUGGAACUUAUACGAACAAGGCGCUUAUCGUUGAAGCAGGAAUCCUAUCCAAACUGCCAAUGAACAUUGAUACUGUAGAUGAAUUAACGAGACGCGAAUUUGCAGAACUGCUCUUAUCAUUAUCUUCUCUUGCCAAUACCCAAUUCCCUCUUGCCUCGUCCGAAAUCCUCCCAUUUAUCUCGAGCAUUCUCCAGUCGGGUUCGAGUUUUGAAACCAAAAAGUCAUGUUUGGGUACUUUAUUCAACCUCUCCACCGUCUUGGACCAUGCAGGACCUCUGGUCUCGUGUGGAUUAUUACACAAUCUGUUGAUGCUCUCCACUACAAAAGAACUUUCAGAGAAAGCCCUUGCAACACUAGGGCACUUGGUGGUGACUUUAAUGGGAAAGAAGGCAAUGGAAAAUAGUCCAAUGGUGCCGGAGAGUUUGAUAGAGAUUUUGACUUGGGAAGAUAAACCCAAGUGCCAAGAAUUAUCAGCUUACAUUUUAAUGAUUUUAGGUCAUCAGAGCUCAGCCCUACGCGAGAAAAUGGCCAAGUCAGGAAUUGUCCAGAUGCUUCUUGAAGUAUCAUUGUUGGGUAGCCCUCUCGCCCAGAAGAGGGCAAUAAAGCUAUUGCAAUGGUUCAAAGAUGAGCGGCAGGCGAAUAUGAGGCCACAUUCCGGACCACAAACAGGAAGGAUUGCAAUUGGUUCGCCCAUAAAUCAGAGAGAGGCUCAAGAAGGGAAGAAAAUGAUGAAGAGUUUAGUAAAGCAAAGUUUGCAUAAGAAUUUGGAAAUGAUAACUCAGCGAGCCAAUGCUGCAGCUGACUCCUUUAAGCUCAAGACCCUUGUGAUCAGCACAAGUUCUAAGAGCUUGCCUUACUAAAAUUAGGUUGACAGUUAUAGUUCAAUUUUUCAGGAUUCUACUGGAGAUGCUAUUCUUUGAAACGGGGAAAAGGGAUGCGAUCUCCUCUCUCCCCACAGAUCAGGGAGUGAAUGAAAUCCUAGCCACAGAGAUGCAUCCCUUGUGCAGCAUGAAUAAUAACAAUUGUAUAUCCAUGGACAGCAAAAGGUGAAAGUUUUCUGAAGAUGGUAGAACAAUAAUCCUUUUCCUAGCUAGGAAUACAUGAAUAAGAAGAGGUAUACACAGAUGUACGUUGUAGAAUCAAUCAUUUAUUUAAAUUUUUU
Molecule: messenger RNA, 1651 nt
Organism: Juglans regia (Persian walnut)
Lineage: Eukaryota; Viridiplantae; Streptophyta; Magnoliopsida; Fagales; Juglandaceae
Product: U-box domain-containing protein 7-like
Exons: 2
Coding region: 12-1349 (445 amino acids)
Source: RefSeq, a predicted model, not a curated record